Carassius gibelio (silver crucian carp) is the source of this 14459-nucleotide messenger RNA. RefSeq lists its product as uncharacterized. Gene Ontology annotation, cellular component: trans-Golgi network transport vesicle; synaptic vesicle; dendritic spine. The coding region runs from base 126 to 13844 and encodes 4572 amino acids. The record is from RefSeq and is a predicted model, not a curated record. Gene Ontology annotation, biological process: protein secretion; protein localization to plasma membrane; neurotransmitter receptor transport to postsynaptic membrane. Gene Ontology annotation, molecular function: GTPase activity; GTP binding. The transcript is spliced from 18 exons. NCBI's taxonomy places the organism in Eukaryota, Metazoa, Chordata, Actinopteri, Cypriniformes, Cyprinidae.
GCAGCAAAAAGGAAGCUGCUUGAACAGAGCCUCCUUCAAAAGAGAAACACAGACAACUAAAACUGCGCUGUUAAAACACCCAGGACUGCAAAGUGAAUGGAUCCCUGAAAGGGACAUCAGAAGUCAUGUCAGGCAAAAGAUCCAAGAAGAACCAGAGACCUGGUUCAUCUCGACGAGGACCUGAAGUUCUUAACAGCAAUAUCGAGAAAGAUGAUGAACAGUUUCAGCAAAUUGCAGAGUCUGAGGAUGGGCGAAAUGAAUUUCACACCUCCACUGAAUACCAUUCAACCCAGUUUGAUCAUCCACCAAGCUCAAGCACUGAUCAGCAAACAUCUGCAUUAGAAUGUCCUCCACAUGCAAGGGGUCACAAGGAUUCACUCAUGGAGAAUAAACUGCCAGAGCAGAAAAGAAAAAUGGGAUCAACUCGCAAGAGAAUUGGUAGGAUUAAAGAUGAAAGAAAACUUGAUGAAAUCAAGAGAACUGGAGAGUUUGAUGAAGAAUAUGUAACUCAACCAAACACAUCAACCACUGAGGAACAACAUGCUUCUCUAACAGAAGAAGAACAAUCAAGGUCAAUGAGUUUUCCUUCUGAUUUAAACCUUCAGACAAAAAGUUCUGAAUUGAGAAAGGAGCCUGGAACAACUCUUAUGCUUGGGGUUUUAGAAAAUGAAGAAAAAGAUACAAUCCACUAUCAAGAAAUAACCUUUAAUUCACAUGAGGUUUUAAGGGAUAUUCCUAUAGAUGAGAAAAUGGUGCCAUCUGUCCAUUCUAUUGCUGUCACUGUAGCUGAAAGUGAUUUGCUGCAGAAGGAUUCAGUCAUGUUUGAUGAACCUAGUUGCCAAGAUAUCCCAAUAGCCAGUACCUCUAGACAAAAAAGAAGGAUUUGCUCAACCCGCAGGCCUCUCGGAGAGAAAAACAGGGAAAAUGUAGGUGUGCAAGAACAUUCAAGUAACAUAAGAGAGAAUAAAAGUAAAGCAGAAGUUCUAGGCGAAGCAAAGUUCCCCAUGUCAGAAGAGAUGGAGCAAACAUGGGAUGGUGUGGCAAGAGAUGUUUCAUUGUCCCACACAGAAUCAGCGUUGGUUUUAAAUCAGUCACUUUUGGCUGAGAGAGCUGAGCUGAAAGAGCCUGAUGUUUCGGCAGGAACUGAAACUAUGAACAAAUCAGUUACUUUUCCCCUUGUUGAUUCAGAAAAGCCCCUACCCGAAACAUCUAGCCAACAUGGGACUCCAUCACUCAACGAGGGAUUUGAUUUUAAUUUUGGUUCACACACUGGGGAUUUUGUAAACAAAGUUUGGAAAGAGGCAGAAAGUGAUUUAAGUGAUAACAGCCAAUGUGUGCUUAAUACAAGUAAAGAUACAAACACAUCUUACAACUUUACAGAUGUAAACACAGAAGCCAAGGAGAAGGUUCUAAAACAGAAAGAGGAACUUUCUAUAAAUUAUCAAAUGAGUGAUUUAUUACCAAAGCAAGAUGCGCAAUUAGAGGAACUUGAGUUAAACUAUCAAGAAUAUUCUUUAAGCCAGCAUGACAUAGCUACUCUUGAUAAUAACUGUGGUUGUUCUAUGGCUCAACUUAAAGUAGGAGGAAGUAGAAGUUUUAAUGUGCCUGUGACUAAUAUUAGCCAUGCAGAACCCACAGCAACCAAUUUACCACAUGAGAUGAGUGAUGCUUUUGAUGAAAAGCAAGAGAUUCAAGUGGAAAUAAAACAAGAAAGUAAUGUUUGUGAUUUUACUUUAGUAACAUGUGAUACUCUGACUGAUUUAGAAUGUAUUAUGGAAGAAAAUGAAGACCCCCAGAUUUUAGCUGCGAGCGAAAAUGAAAAUACGAGCAAUCAAAGAGGAUCUGAAACAGACAAUGCAUUGAAAAUUACAGACCAGCAUGAUGUGAGAGAUCACAAUGUAAUACAAACAAUAAUGGAUGUAAGAGAUAAUGAAAAAGACGCAGAAACAAGCACUGAGACCAUUUGGAUUUCACAUCAGAAACCAUGUGAAGUUCCAGCUGAAAAAGAGGAGCUAAAUAGAGAACAAGAGCAAUAUUCAUCGAAUAUAUCUCGAACACAGAGUCCACUACAAGAUGCUGCUGGCAAGAUGCUAGAAACUGAUGAGGUUAGAAAAGGCAGAAAAGAUACUGAGAAUGCUGCAAGUAAUGAUGUGACCACAAAGUCAGAGGAAAUGUUUAGUUUUAAACUCUCAGCAACAGUUAGAGGAUCUCACGCACACCAACAGCUUUUCAUGCAAUAUCCUGAUAAAGAAGGCUAUGACUCGCAUGAAAAUGUGAAUGAGAAAAGUGAAGAGGAAGGAAUACUUGUCAGUGUAGAAUCUGAAAAUGCAUCUUUUGAUAGAGGCGAUGGGAAAAGUGAAGGAACUAAGGUGGAUGCAGAGCCCGUUGUGAUGUCAAAUGUGGAAGCUGUGUAUAAUGAUAGUGAAUCAGCAAACCCAGAGCAAAACAGAGAAUUGGCACUGAAAGUAUCUACAAAUGCUGAGAAAGAGGUUUCAGGGGAAAGAGACACAAUUGUCAUGCAAAGUGACAUCAACUUAAUUCCUGAAGAGGCACACUCAAAAUCAAGUCCAGUUAUAUAUAAGAGGAAAAUGGGCUCAACUCGUAGACCUCUCAGAGGAAAAAAAGGACAAAAAAUAGAAAUGGAACAUCAUGAUGAAAAUGAGACACUUGAAUGUGAAGGUAUGAUCAAUUUAGAGAAGAAAACAUUUAGUUUGGAGGAUGAAUCCAUUACAAAUGCAUCUCUGUUAAGAACCACAAAAGAUGGAGUUAAAGUACAGGACAUGGAAUUAUGUGAGGACAAUGAUGUUGGUCCUGUUGAAAGAUCUGAGUCUGCUCUCCUGCAGUCAUCAUGUCGUUCAGAUUUCCUGUCUGAGGAAUCCACUGCAGUAAGUAUCUGUCAUGUCACAGAAUCACAAACCCUCAUGAAACUGAAUGAAGAGUCCCAGGAAAAUGCUGGAGAUGCUGAAAAAGUAGCAGCAGAGGAAAACAAAGACCUACAAUUAGAAACUGAAUCACAGAACAAAAUAUCUGACACAACAACUUAUGACGCUGAAGGAACAGAGGAGAAAAUCAAUGAUGUUAGUGUGACAUUAGUCAGAGAAGUUGAAGUUACUGGAGAUACAGGUACAGUGGAGAGUAAUAUGACUACGGAGUCAGAUUUGAUUCAAAAUGACACUUCUUCUGAUCCAAAACUGGAAGCAAUAAAAGUAUCUGACGAUGCUGGGUGUAAAGUUCAGGAAGAAACCGUUCCCAAGCAAAGUGACACCACCAUCAUUCCUCACGAUACUCAGAAAGAGGAGGCACACUCAGAAUUCACAGUUAUUCACAAGAGAAAAAUGGGCUCAACUCGUAGACCUCACAGAGGGAAAAAUGGACAAAGAAAAGAAAAAGAACACCGUGAUGAAAAUGAGACACCUUACAGUGAAGAUAUCAUUAAUGUAGAGAAAGAAACAAUAAGUUUGGAGGAUGAAUCCAUUACAAAUGCAUCUCUGUUAAGAACCACAAAAGAUGGAGUUAAAGAACAGGACAUGGAAUUAUGUGAGGACAAUGAUGUUGGUCCUGUUGAAAGAUCUGAGUCUGCUCUCCUGCAGUCAUCAUGUCGUUCAGAUUUCCUGUCUGAGGAAUCCACUGCAGUAAGUAUCUGUCAUAUCACAGAAUCACAAACCCUCAUGAAACUGAAUAAAGAGUCCCAGGAAAAUGCUGGCGAUGCUGAAAAAGUGGCAGCAGAGGAAAACAAAGACCUACAAUUAGAAACUGAAUCACAGAACAAAAUAUCUGACACAACAUCUUAUGAAGCUGAAGGAACAGAGGAGAAAAUCAAUGAUGUUAGUGUGACAUUAAUCAGAGAAGUUGAAGUUACUGGAGAUACAGGUACAGUGGAGAGUAAUAUGACUAUGGAGUCAGAUUUGAUGCAAAAUGACACUUCCUCUGAUGCAAAACUGGAAGCAAUAAAAGUAUCUGACAAUACUGAGUGUGAAGUUCAGGAAGAAACUGACACAGUUCCCAAGCAAAGUGACACCACCAUCAUUCCUCAAGAUACUCAGAAAGAGGAGGCACACUCAGAAUUCACAGUUAUUCACAAGAGGAAAAUGGGCUCAACUCGUAGACCUCUCAGAGGGAAAAAUAGACAAAGAAAAGAAAAAGAACAUCAUGAUGAAAAUGAGACACCUGACAGUGAAGAUAUGAUCAAUGUAGAGAAAGAAACAAUUAGUUUGGAGGAUGAAUCCAUUACAAAUGCAUCUCUGUUAAGAACCACAAAAGAUGGAGUUAAAGUACAGGACGUGGAAUUAUGUGAGGACAAUGAUGUUGGUCCUGUUGAGAGAUCUGAGUCUGCUCUCCUGCAGUCAUCAUGUCGUUCAGAUUUCCUGUCGGAGGAAUCCACUGCAGUAAGUAUCUGUCAUGUCACAGAAUCACAAACCCUCAUGAAACUGAAUAAAGAGUCCCAGGAAAAUGCUGGAGAUGCUGAAAAAGUGGCAGCAGAGGAAAACAAAGACCUACAAUUAGAAACUGAAUCACAGAACAAAAUAUCUGACACAACAACUUAUGAAGCUGAAGGAACAGAGGAGAACAUCAAUGACGUUAGUGUGACAUUAGUCAGAGAAGUUGAAGUUACUGGAGAUACAGGUACAGGGGAGAGUAAUAUGACUAUGGAGUCAGAUUUGAUGCAAAAUGACACUUCCUCUGAUGCAAAACUGGAAGCAAUAAAAGUAUCUGACAAUACUGAGCGCGAAGUUCAGGAAGAAACCAUUCCCAAGCAAAGUGACACCACCAUCAUUCCUCAAGAUGCUCAGAAAGAGGAGGCACACUCAGAAUUCACAGUUAUUCACAAGAGAAAAAUGGGCUCAACUCGUAGACCUCUCAGAGGGAAAAAUGGACAAAGAAAAGAAAAAGAACAUCAUGAUGAAAAUGAAACACUUGACAGUGAAGAUAUGAUCAAUGUAGAGGAAGAAACAAUUAGUUUGGAGGAUGAACCCCCUCUAGAUGAAUCUGCAUUACAAAGUGUAAAACUAGGAGCAAAAGAACAGGAGAUGGACACAUGCAAGAAAAAUGAUGUUGGUCCUGUUGAAAGAUCUAAAUCCACCGACAUGCAGUCAUCAUGUAGUUCAGAUUUAACAUCUGAGGAGUCCAUUGCAAUAAAUAUCUGUCACAUCACAGAAUCACAAACCCCCAUGAAACUGAAUGAAGAGUCCCAGGAAAAUGUUGGCGAUGCUGACAAAGGAGCAGCAGAAGAAGGCAAAGACUUACAGUUAGAAAUUGAAUCACGGGACACAAUAUCUGACACAACAACUUAUGAAGCUGAAGGAACAGACGAGAAAAUCAAUGAUGUUCGUUUGACAUUAGUCAGAGAAGUUGAAGUUACUGGAGAUACAGGUACAGGGGAGAGUAAUAUGACUACGGAGUCAGAUUUGAUUCAAAAUGACACUUCUUCUGAUCCAAAACUGGAAGCAAUAAAAGUAUCUGAUGAUGCUGAGUGUAAAGUUCAGGAAGAAACCGUUCCCAAGCAAAGUGACACCACCAUCAUUCCUCACGAUACUCAGAAAGAGGAGGCACACUCAGAAUUCACAGUUAUUCACAAGAGGAAAAUGGGCUCAACUCGUAGACCUCUCAGAGGGAAAAAUAGACAAAGAAAAGAAAAAGACCAUCAUGAUGAAAAUAAGACACCUGACAGUGAAGAUAUGAUCAAUGUAGAGAAAGAAACAAUUAGUUUGGAGGAUGAAUCCAUUACAAAUGCAUCUCUGUUAAGAACCACAAAAGAUGGAAUUAAAGUACAGGACAUGGAAUUAUGUGAGGACAAUUAUGUUGGUCCUGUUGAAAGAUCUGAAUCUGCUCUCCUGCAGUCAUCAUGUCGUUCAGAUUUCCUGUCGGAGGAAUCCACUGCAGUAAGUAUCUGUCAUAUCACAGAAUCACAAACCCUCAUGAAACUGAAUAAAGAGUCCCAGGAAAAUGCUGGAGAUGCUGAAAAAGUGGCAGCAGAGGAAAACAAAGACCUACAAUUAGAAACUGAAUCACAGAACAAAAUAUCUGACACAACAACCUAUGAAGCUGAAGGAACAGAGGAGAACAUCAAUGACGUUAGUGUGACAUUAGUCAGAGAAGUUGAAAUUACUGGAGAUACAGGUACAGUGGAGAGUAAUUUGACUACGGAGUCAGAUUUUCUUCAUACUUCUCCUGAUGUACACAUCGAAGCAUUGAAAAUAUCUGAAAAUGUUGAGAAAGAUGUUUCAGGAGAAACAGACACAGUUCUUAAACAAAGUGACAUCAACCUCAUUCCUGAAGAUUCUCACACAGAAGAGGCACACUCAAAAUCAAGUCCAGUUAUUCAAAAGAGAAAAAUGGGCUCAACUCGAAGACCUCUCAGAGGGAAUGAAGGGCAAAGACAAGAACAUGAUGAGAAAGAAAUAUUCAUGUUGAAGGAUGAACCCAGUCCAGAUGAAUCCAGAUAUACUGCAGUGAGUGUCUGUGACAUUUCAGAAUCACAAACCCUCCCAAAAAUUCAUGCUGGGUCCCAGGAAAAUUCUGGAGAUGUUGAAAUAGUGCCAGCAGAGGAGGACACAGAACGACACUUAGAAAACCAGACAUUUGACUCAACAGCAUUUGGAGGAGAAGCAACAGAAGAGAACAUCUGUGAAGCUAAUGUUUUAGACAAAGAAGUUGAGUUUAUUGGAGAUACAGUUACUUUGGAGAGUAAUAUUACUACUGAGUCAGAUUUGAUUCAAAAUGACACUUCCUCUGAUCCAAAACUGGAAGCAAUAAAAGUAUCUGACGAUGCUGAGUGUAAAGUUCAGGAAGAAACCGUUCCCAAGCAAAGUGACACCACCAUCAUUCCUCACGAUAAUCAGAAAGAGGAGGCACACUCAGAAUUCACAGUUAUUCACAAGAGAAAAAUGGGCUCAACUCGUAGACCUCUCAGAGGGAAAAAUACACAAAGAAAAGAAAAAGACCAUCAUGAUGAAAAUGAGACACCUGACAGUGAAGAUAUGAUCAAUGUAGAGAAAGAAACAAUUAGUUUGGAGGAUGAAUCCAUUACAAAUGCAUCUCUGUUAAGAACCACAAAAGAUGGAGUUAAAGUACAGGACAUGGAAUUAUGUGAGGACAAUGAUGUUGGUCCUGUUGAAAGAUCUGAGUCUGCUCUCCUGCAGUCAUCAUGUCGUUCAGAUUUCCUGUAUGAGGAAUCCACUGCAGUAAGUAUCUGUCAUGUCACAGAAUCACAAACCCUCAUGAAACUGAAUAAAGAGUCCCAGGAAAAUGCUGGAGAUGCUGAAAAAGUGGCAGCAGAGGAAAACAAAGACCUACAAUUAGAAACUGAAUCACAAAACAAAAUACCUGACACAACAUCUUAUGAAGCUGAAGGAACAGAGGAGAAAAUCAAUGAUGUUAGUGUGACAUUAGUCGGAGAAGUUGAAGUUACUGGAGAUACAGGUACAGUGGAGAGUAAUAUGACUAUGGAGUCAGAUUUGAUGCAAAAUGACACUUCCUCUGAUGCAAAACUGGAAGCAAUAAAAGUAUAUGACAAUACUGAGUGUGAAGUUCAGGAAGAAACUGACACAGUUCCCAAGCAAAGUGACACCACCAUCAUUCCUCAAGAUGCUCAGAAAGAGGAGGCACACUCAGAAUUCACAGUUAUUCACAAGAGAAAAAUGGGCUCAACUCGUAGACCUCUCAGAGGGAAAAAUGGACAAAGAAAAGAAAAAGAACAUCAUGAUGAAAAUGAAACACUUGACAGUGAAGAUAUGAUCAAUGUAGAGGAAGAAACAAUUAGUUUGGAGGAUGAACCCCCUCUAGAUGAAUCUACAUUACAAAGUGUAAAACUAGGAGCAAAAGAACAGGAGAUGGACACAUGCAAGAAAAAUGAUGUUGGUCCUGUUGAAAGAUCUAAAUCCACCGACAUGCAGUCAUCAUGUAGUUCAGAUUUAACAUCUGAGGAGUCCAUUGCAAUAAAUAUCUGUCACAUCACAGAAUCACAAACCCCCAUGAAACUGAAUGAAGAGUCCCAGGAAAAUGUUGGCGAUGCUGACAAAGGAGCAGCAGAAGACGGCAAAGACUUACAGUUAGAAAUUGAAUCACGGGACACAAUAUCUGACACAACAACUUAUGAAGCUGAAGGAACAGACGAGAAAAUCAAUGAUGUUCGUUUGACAUUAGUCAGAGAAGUUGAAGUUACUGGAGAUACAGGUACAGUGGAGAGUAAUAUGACUAUGGAGUCAGAUUUGAUGCAAAAUGACACUUCCUCUGAUGCAAAACUGGAAGCAAUAAAAGUAUAUGACAAUACUGAGUGUGAAGUUCAGGAAGAAACUGACACAGUUCCCAAGCAAAGUGACACCACCAUCAUUCCUCAAGAUGCUCAGAAAGAGGAGGCACACUCAGAAUUCACAGUUAUUCACAAGAGAAAAAUGGGCUCAACUCGUAGACCUCUCAGAGGGAAAAAUGGACAAAGAAAAGAAAAAGAACAUCAUGAUGAAAAUGAAACACUUGACAGUGAAGAUAUGAUCAAUGUAGAGGAAGAAACAAUUAGUUUGGAGGAUGAACCCCCUCUAGAUGAAUCUACAUUACAAAGUGUAAAACUAGGAGCAAAAGAACAGGAGAUGGACACAUGCAAGAAAAAUGAUGUUGGUCCUGUUGAAAGAUCUAAAUCCACCGACAUGCAGUCAUCAUGUAGUUCAGAUUUAACAUCUGAGGAGUCCAUUGCAAUAAAUAUCUGUCACAUCACAGAAUCACAAACCCCCAUGAAACUGAAUGAAGAGUCCCAGGAAAAUGUUGGCGAUGCUGACAAAGGAGCAGCAGAAGAAGGCAAAGACUUACAGUUAGAAAUUGAAUCACGGGACACAAUAUCUGACACAACAACUUAUGAAGCUGAAGGAACAGACGAGAAAAUCAAUGAUGUUCGUUUGACAUUAGUCAGAGAAGUUGAAGUUACUGGAGAUACAGGUACAGUGGAGAGUAAUUUGACUACGGAGUCAGAUUUUCUUCAUACUUCUCCUGAUGUACACAUCGAAGCAUUGAAAAUAUCUGAAAAUGUUGAGAAAGAUGUUUCAGGAGAAACAGACACAGUUCUUAAACAAAGUGACAUCAACCUCAUUCCUGAAGAUUCUCACACAGAAGAGGCACACUCAAAAUCAAGUCCAGUUAUUCAAAAGAGAAAAAUGGGCUCAACUCGAAGACCUCUCAGAGGGAAUAAAGGACAAAGACAAGAACAUGAUGAGAAAGAAAUCUUCAUUUUGAAGGAUGAACCCAGUCCAGAUGAAUCCAGAUAUACUGCAGUGAGUGUCUGUGACAUUUCAGAAUCACAAACCCUCCCAAAAAUUCAUGCUGGGUCCCAGGAAAAUUCUGGAGAUGUUGAAAUAGUGCCAGCAGAGGAGGACACAGAACGACACUUAGAAAACCAGACAUUUGACUCAACAGCAUUUGGAGGAGAAGCAACAGAAGAGAACAUCUGUGAAGCUAUUGUUUUAGACAAAGAAGUUGAGUUUAUUGGAGAUACAGUUACUUUGGAGAGUAAUAUUACUACUGAGUCAGGUUUGAUUCAAAAUGACACUUCCUCUGAUGCAAAACUGGAAGCAUUUAAAGUAUCUGACAAUGCUGAGCGCGAAGUUCAGAAAGAAACUGACACAGUUCCCAAGCAAAGUGACACCACCAUCAUUCCUCAAGAUGCUCAGAAAGAGGAGGCACACUCAGAAUUCACAGUUAUUCACAAGAGAAAAAUGGGCUCAACUCGUAGACCUCUCAGAGGGAAAAAUAGACAAAGAAAAGAAAAAGAACAUCAUGAUGAAAAUGAAACACUUGACAGUGAAGAUAUGAUCAAUGUAGAAGAAGAAACAAUUAGUUUGGAGGAUGAACCCCCUCUAGAUGAAUCUACAUUACAAAGUGUAAAACUUGGAGCAAAAGAACAGGAGAUGGACACAUGCAAGAAAAAUGAUGUUGGUCCUGUUGAAAGAUCUAAAUCCACCGACCUGCAGUCAUCAUGUAGUUCAGAUUUAACAUCUGAGGAGUCCAUUGCAAUAAAUAUCUGUCACAUCACAGAAUCACAAACCCUCAUGAAACUGAAUGAAGAGUCCCAGGAAAAUGCUGGAGAUGCUGAAAACGUGGCAGCAGAGGAAAACAAAGACCUACAAUUAGAAACUGAAUCACAGGACACAAUAUCUGACACAACAACUUAUGAAGCUGAAGGAACAGAGGAGAAAAUCAAUGAUGUUAGUGUGACAUUAGUCGGAGAAGUUGAAGUUACUGGAGAUACAGGUACAGGGGAGAUUAAUAUGACUACGGAGUCAGAUUUGAUUCAAAAUGACACUUCCUCUGAUGCAAAACUGGAAGCAAUAAAAGUAUCCGAACAUGCUGAGUGUGAAGUUAAGGAAGAAACUGACACCUUUCCCAAGCAAAGUGACACCACCAUCAUUCCUCAAGAUACUCAGAAAGAGGAGGCACACUCAGAAUUCACAGUUAUUCACAAGAGGAAAAUGGGCUCAACUCGUAGACCUCUCAGAGGGAAAAAUGGUCAAAGAAAAGUAAGAGUGGAAUCCGAGGAAGACACAAAAGCACACUUGGAAGUUCAAUACCAGGAUAAUGUGGUUGAUCACAUUGAAACACAAGAAUUUUUGAAUAUAAGAGAUAAUAAAGAUGAGGACAGAAAGACCACAGAGACAGUGGACAUGUCAGUGCAGGAGCCAUGUGAUGAUUUGGAACUAAAGCAGAGAUCAGAUGUAUCUCAAACACAAUCUGGGCCAUCACAGGAUGAUACUGGCUCACAUUUAUUUGAGGUCCCAGAAAGAACUGCAGAUUUUGUUAGAGACAGAUUUGCCUGUAGAAGUCAUUCUGCUCUGAUCUUGUCUGAUGCCUUGCUUAUGGAGGAAACCCAAAUGUAUGUCUCAUCUGAGAAUGCUGCACCGACAGAGAUGGCUGAAAUGCAUCCAUUCUCCAAAAGGUCUAUGAAGAAGAGAAAAAUGGGGUCAACUCGGAAGAGAGGGAAGAGAAUGGUGAAUGAUGAGGAGGUUGAAGAAGAGAAAGAGGGAGAAGCUGAAAAUACAACAAAUGAUGAUGGGACCACAAAGUCAGAGGAGAAUUUAACUAUUGAAGAAGCCAUUGCAGGAUCUCCUGAACCCCAGCAACUGUUUAUUUCAUCUGCUGAUAGAGAAGGCCAUGAGAUCCAGGAUAUUGUUAGUAAAUCAGAUGUGCAGACAGAUAUCUCAGAACAAAAUUAUCCAAAUUCUUCCAUAAAUCCAAACCUAUUGAUAGAAUCUGAAUGUUCUUCAAAUGUUGCAGCUGAAAUGAUUUCAGACUUUUCAUUGGGAUAUGCUGACACAUACUUAGGUCCUAAACAAAUUGUCAUUGUCAAACAAAGUGUCAUUCCUAAAGAGUCUCAUAGAGAAGAUCAAUCGAGCUUGAAUCCAGUCUUUCAAAAACGUAAGAUGGGGUCAACGCGUAAGACGCUCAGAGGGAACAAAGGGCAGGGAAAAGAAGAAUCCAAAAAGAUGGAUAGAGAUAGCAAAGAAAUGACACAGGAGCAGGAUACCGAACCACAUUUAGCAACCAGUGCAAGAAAAACUGAAUGUAAAUUUGAUGAAAAGGUAGAACAAAACUUCCCUGUUGACUUUUCUCAUCCAGUGGCUUCUUCAAAAAUGUGCCCUGAAUCAGAAAAUGGAGGGAAGGAAGUUUCUCCAAAUAUCCAUGACCUAUCGGAGGUGAGCGAGGAAAAGGGGAUGGAAAGUACUGGAAAUGACAGUAAUAGUGAGAAUGAGGCAAUCAAUCUCUAUGACAGGACAAAGGACAAAUUUGUCUUGAAAGUUAAUAACAAAGAUGUUGAUCAAACUGUGUCUGUAGAUGUUUAUGUAGGAUCAGAGCCUGAACAAACUGAAAACACAGGCCAUGUUUUUCCCACACAAGAACUAAAAAGCACUCAGGAUGAUUUUGUUAAUGAAAUCAGUUCCACUCAAGAAAAGAGGCGAAAGAUGGGCUCAACCCGGAGAAAUCCUAAAGUAAUACAUGGGGAAAAUAUGGCCGAUAAUGCAGAUGCACUUGGUGUGGCAGAGAAUAGCGAAACUAAGAAAGCAGAAGAUGAUUUGGAUGAUAUGCCUUUAGCAUCAAGCAUCAAUCAGUCCAAGGAAGUGUCUUCAGUCAGUACCACAGAUCUUGAAUCAGAAAUGUUAGGUAGUGCAACUGAUUUAAAAGAAGAAAAUGACCAUCAGAACAAUUCUGAACCUAGUGGACCAACAGUGCCUGAGACACCUGAAAACACCCUUCAGUUAGUGAAUGCUGAUGUUACCAAACAUCCACAGUCAGAGACUGUUACUACUGAGAAGAGAAGAAAGAUGGGCUCGACUCGGAAGAAUCUCAGAGCAGGAAGAAACCAAGGAAUAAGAGAAGGUUUUGAGGAAACAGAAACUACAGAUACAAAUCUGCAGAUGCCUCAGGACUCUGAAAUGAGCUUAGGAGACCAAACAUCUUAUGAUUACUCUGAUCAGUCAGAAGAUUCACUUCUCAGUGAGAUAGAGAGAGCAUUAAAUAAGACGUCUCAAAGUUCAAUGAGUAAUGAUGGGGAAUCAAUCAUCAAAGAGCCAAAACACAUAGCGAAUGCUCCUGAUCUCAAUAUGCAAGAAAACUCCGAAAUCAAAUCUCUCCAGCCGACACCAUUGGUUCACAGUGAACCCAACUCACCUGGAGGACGAAGAAGAAAAAUGGGGUCAACUCGCAAGAAUUCCAGACAGCAGCUCAAAGCAGAAAGGGAGGAUGAAGACAAAGAGGAUGGGGAGAAAGAUAUUUCGAAUUUAAGAAUGGAUGAGCAAGAAAUCAAGGAUCUUGAAAGAGUUGAGGUGUCUAUAGUGCCUAAUAUCACUGAAAACAAACUAAAUAAAGAGUAUCUUGAUGUCUCUAGUGCACACACAAGUAGCAGCCAGCUAGAAGAGAGCGCUAACCCUGUUUGCCAAGAAAGGACGUCUCCAUCAACAAAAAGGAAGUUUGGGUCCAGACGUGCUAAUAAGAGCAAACAAGGCCUUAGUAGUCUGGCCACUUCUGAUUUUAAGAAUGAAUUAGAAGAUGGAGAUCAUAAAGCGGACAAGCUGUGCAGUGAUGUCUCAGAGGUUUGUGAUCCAUGCCUCACCUUACAACCAGAGAAUCAACCGAUUACCCAUCCAGUCUCUGAGCAGAGGAACAUGGAAGCCAAAAAUGAAGAAGCUGCUCCAAAAGCCACUGGUGCUGGUCCCGUUUCUUUGGGCCAAAUCAUUAAACCUGAUAGAAGCACUGGAGCUAAGCAGACUGUAAAUUUAAACAACAGUAUUUCAGAUGCUGAAGAAGUUCAGUUUAACGUUGUCAUGGUGGGAAACUGCAGUGUGGGGAAGACUUCCUUCAUCAGACGCUUCCAUGAAGGGCAGUUCACUGAGGAUUACCGCUCCACUAUUGGUGUUGACACCUGUAUACAGACUGUUGCUCUGCCUGACAGAACUGUUAAACUGCAGAUAUGGGACACAGCGGGUCAAGAGAGGUUUCACAGCAUCACCACACAAGUGUUCCACAGAGCUGAUGGGCUUCUGCUCAUGUAUGCAAUCACAUGUUCAAACAGUUUUAUUUCUGUACGAGAUUGGAUCUCUCGAGCUCAGGAAAGGGCUCCUGAUGAUGUCAUCAUGAUGUUGCUUGGAAACAAGAAUGAUUCUGGAGAGCGUGCAGUCCAGAUUCAAGAAGGAGCAGAUCUGGCCAGAGAAUACAACAUAAAUUUCAUGGAGUGCAGUGCUGCAACUGGGGCGAAUGUGUCAGAAUCCAUGACAACUCUAGCAGAGUUGUUAAUGGAGCGCAAGUCACAGAAGGAGAGACACGCAACAUUGAGAAGAGAACCAUCACAGAAGAAAUCCGGUUGCUGUUGAAAACACACUCCCACACACACAACACGCAUGACCUUUCAAAAGUUUGGGUUGGGUAGAUACUUUUUGUAGAAAUUAAUACUGUUAUUCAGCAAUUAUUCAUUAAAUUGAUCAAAAGUGACAGUAAAGAAUAUAUCAAUUCAGGGAGAAAUAUAAAAUAAAUAUAAUAUUAAAAUAAAUGGUGAUUUUUUUUUUAUUGAUCUAUUUAUUUAAGAAUCCUGGAAAAUUUUACAUUCAUAAAUUAUCAGCUUUCCUGUCAGAGGAAUAAAUAAAACCCAUAAAAAGUAAUAAUAUUUCACAAUAUUACUGUUUUUAUCAAUUAAAUGCAGUAUUACUCAGUAUAGCAUACUUUACAUAAAAAAAAAAAAAUUGUGGGUAAUGUGUAAACAAUUUGUAAAAAGAAAAGGCAAAAAAAAAAGUACGCUGCUUAUAUUUUGUUGCUUAAGGAGAAUGUCAUUUCUGUAUUUUAUAAAUAUGUACAAAGUACAAUAAUGAUUUCACACAUAAUUAUAAUAUAAUCAUACAUUUAUUUAAUGUCUGUUAAGUGCUUUAAUUCCUACUGCAAGUGCUGAGUGUAAGUAAAAAUGAAUACAAGCAAAUAAAAAAUCUAUACUCUUA